This is a messenger RNA of Octopus bimaculoides (California two-spot octopus), 354 nucleotides long. Its product is annotated as histone-lysine N-methyltransferase SETMAR-like. The record is from RefSeq and is a predicted model, not a curated record. NCBI's taxonomy places the organism in Eukaryota, Metazoa, Mollusca, Cephalopoda, Octopoda, Octopodidae.
AUGGAUGGCCCAGGAACUGUCAACGAACAUAUGACAGAAAACUUGUUCAGACGUUUCAGCCUCGAAGAUAAACCAAGGUCAAGGAGACCGUUUGUUGUGGAAGAUGAGGUCUUGCUUGAAAUGGUUGACCAACUGCCAAGUGCAAGCACUUGUACAUUCUCAGCAGUACUUGGUCCAUCACAAAGAACCAUCAAUCGACACCUCCAUAAGCUUGGCCUUCAGAGCAGAGGCUGUCGAGAAGUUCCUCGCGAACUGACCAAUGACCAGGCUCAACAACAUGUGAACAUUUAUAAGCAACUGCUGAAAGAAAUCCUAGUGAUGUUUGUUUUAGGCAUCAACUGUAACUGGAGAUGA